AUGAGGAUGCUCCGUGCACUGCGCUUUGCUCCAAAGCCUGGCAAGCUCUGGCCCAGAGGCGUCUCCACAUCACCAUGCCCCGGUCUCGAUGCAGAGGUGGUGAUUGCGGGGGGGGGGCCCACUGGCCUCAUCACCGCUCUGCUCCUGGCACGCUGGGGGGUGCGCAGUUUGGUGGCCGAGCGCAGCACCGCGCUGACUCAGCACCCCCAGGCCCACCUCAUCAAUCACCGCUCCAUGGAGGUCAUGCGCGCCGUGCCAGGCCUGACGGACCAAAUAUGGGCUGGAGUGCCCCCCCUGGACCAGUGGCGGAGCUUCGUCUACUGCGGCAGCAUGCUGGGCGACCUGCUGGGCAGCGUGGACCACUUUCCGGGCCAGGCAAGCCCCCACCUGCCCCUGCUGUCGCCCGAGCCGGUGACCCACCUGUCUCAGCACAAAUUGGUGCCGCUGCUAUGGCAGGCGGCGCUGGCCGAUCCCCUGGUCCAGGUGCUGGCAGGGUGCAGCGUGCGCAGCGUGCGCCCCGGCGAGGGCCACGUGGAGGUGGACAUCCAGGAGAGGGCCGCCGGCAUGCUGCGCACGCUGCACGGCGCCUACCUGGGGCGGCGGCUGCGUGGCAGGGAGGGCAUGCUCUAUUUUGUCUUCUCCCCGGCCACCAUCGCGGUGGUGGUGGCCCACAACAUCUUGGAGGGCGAGUUCGUGGCGCAGAUCCCCUACUUCCCGCCCCUGCAGUCCGCCGCAGACUUCACGCCGGGGGCGUGCUCGCGCCUGGUGGCCGCCGCCAUCGGCGACCCUGCGGUGCCUGUUGAGCUGCGCACCGUCAGACCUUGGGCCAUGAGUGGGCUGGUGGCGGCCACCUACCAGCCGCACAGCCGCCUGUUUUUGGCGGGGGACGCAGCGCACGUCUUUCCCCCCUCCGGCGCGUUUGGGAUGAACACCGGCAUCCAGGAUGCACACAACCUGGCCUGGAAGCUGGCUGCGGUGCUGGGCAAGGAGGCACGCCCCUCCCUGCUGCACUCCUACUCCGCGGAGAGGCGGCCUGUGGCACUGGCCAACAUGCAGCUGAGCGUCCAGAACUUUUAUGAGGCGCUACGCAUCCCAAAACUCAUGGGGCUGGACUACCACACCGCCCUGCGGCUAAACGACACCCUCACCUCCCCCGCGGUCGCCUGGCUGCCCCCCGGCCUGCGCCGGUCGGCGCUGGAGGCCGGCCUGGCGCUGGGUCAGGCGGCGGCGCCCGCGCUGGGUACGCUGCGCUCGCGCGACAUCCGCGCCGCGCUGGAGGGCGGGGAGACGCUGCGCCUGCAGUACCCCAAGGAGGACCUAGGCUUCGUGUAUCGCAGCCCGGACGCCGCACUGGCGCCCUCGGCUGCCGACCUGGCGGAGGUGGACCUGGCGGCGCGGCCGCGGCCGCGGCACGCGCCCUACACCCCCGCGACCCUGGUCGGAGGGCGGUUGCCCCAUGCCGCGGUGGAUGCCGUCAUCUCCCGCGGUUGGCUGGCCGGGGGGGCGGCUGGGCCGGCCUCGACCGUGGACCUGCCCUGCCUGGCCGCCAGCCCCACGCCCCUGCUCCUCCUGCUGCCUUCCGGAUACGAGGCUCUGGAAAGGAGGGCAUGGCUGGCCGCUGCCGAACGGCUUGGCCCGCAGGGGGUGCUUCCUGUGGUCCUGCAUCUCGGCCCUGCCCCAGCGGGGGCCGCCGCCGAGCGAACCAAUGCCCUGGAGCUGCAGUGUGACCCGGCAUCGGGUGCUUGGGCGACUACGGGGGGCGCGCGGGUGCUGCUGGUCCGGCCGGAUGGGCACAUCGGGGCCAAGUGGAGCGAGCGGGUGGCCGACGCGGCGCGGGCGCAGGGAGCCCUGGAGCAGGCGCUGGCUGCUGUUAUGCAUUGCGCCUUAACCUGA
Messenger RNA from Auxenochlorella protothecoides, 1893 nucleotides. RefSeq names its product Putative polyketide hydroxylase. The transcript has 5 exons. Lineage: Eukaryota; Viridiplantae; Chlorophyta; Trebouxiophyceae; Chlorellales; Chlorellaceae. The record is from RefSeq and is a predicted model, not a curated record. The coding region runs from base 1 to 1893 and encodes 630 amino acids. Gene Ontology annotation, molecular function: FAD binding.